This is a messenger RNA of Merops nubicus (carmine bee-eater), 2322 nucleotides long. It is a transcript of the gene ARNT2, whose product is annotated as aryl-hydrocarbon receptor nuclear translocator 2. Gene Ontology annotation, molecular function: DNA-binding transcription factor activity, RNA polymerase II-specific; RNA polymerase II cis-regulatory region sequence-specific DNA binding; protein dimerization activity. The transcript has 18 exons. The coding region runs from base 2 to 2119 and encodes 705 amino acids. The record is from RefSeq and is a predicted model, not a curated record. Lineage: Eukaryota; Metazoa; Chordata; Aves; Coraciiformes; Meropidae. Gene Ontology annotation, biological process: regulation of transcription by RNA polymerase II. Gene Ontology annotation, cellular component: transcription regulator complex; aryl hydrocarbon receptor complex; nucleus.
AAUGGCAUCAGAUAUUCCUGGCUCGGUGGCCUUGCCAGUGGCACCAAUGGCAAGUGGACAAGUGAGAAUGGCAGGAUCCAUGCCUUCCAGAGGAGGAAAGCGCCGCUCUGGAAUGGAUUUUGAUGAUGAAGAUGGCGAGGGACCCAGCAAAUUUUCAAGGGAGAAUCACAGUGAGAUAGAGAGGCGCAGGAGAAAUAAGAUGACGCAGUACAUCACCGAGCUGUCUGAUAUGGUGCCCACUUGUAGCGCGCUGGCUCGUAAGCCUGACAAGCUGACAAUCCUGAGGAUGGCUGUUUCACACAUGAAGUCCAUGAGGGGCACUGGGAACAAGUCUACUGAUGGAGCUUACAAGCCUUCGUUUCUUACAGAACAGGAGCUGAAACAUCUUAUCCUGGAGGCUGCGGAUGGGUUCCUGUUUGUAGUUGCAGCUGAGACGGGAAGAGUGAUCUACGUGUCAGAUUCUGUGACUCCUGUGCUGAACCAGCCUCAGUCUGAAUGGUUUGGCAGCACUUUGUACGAACAGGUUCAUCCAGACGAUGUGGAAAAGCUGCGAGAGCAACUGUGUACAUCUGAAAACUCUAUGACAGGACGAAUCCUAGACUUGAAGACUGGCACAGUGAAGAAGGAGGGUCAGCAGUCUUCAAUGAGAAUGUGCAUGGGAUCAAGGCGCUCCUUCAUUUGCAGGAUGAGGUGUGGAAAUGCUCCUCUGGAUCAUUUACCUCUGAACAGAAUAACCACCAUGAGAAAAAGAUACAGGAACGGCCUUGGCCCAGUAAAAGAGGGCGAAGCACAGUAUGCAGUUGUCCAUUGCACUGGCUACAUCAAAGCCUGGCCACCAGCAGGAAUGACUAUACCAGAAGAAGAUGCUGAUGUGGGACAAGGUAGUAAAUACUGCCUCGUGGCAAUAGGAAGGCUUCAGGUAACCAGCUCUCCGGUGUGCAUGGACAUGAAUGGCAUGUCGGUCCCAACCGAGUUCCUGUCUAGGCACAACUCUGAUGGGGUCAUCACCUUCGUCGACCCGAGGUGCAUCAGUGUCAUUGGCUACCAGCCCCAGGAUCUUCUGGGGAAAGAUAUCUUAGAAUUCUGCCAUCCUGAAGAUCAAAGCCAUUUGAGGGAGAGUUUCCAACAGGUUGUGAAACUGAAAGGCCAAGUCCUGUCUGUGAUGUAUCGUUUUCGUACCAAAAACCGGGAGUGGAUGCUGAUCAGAACCAGCAGCUUCACCUUUCAGAACCCCUAUUCUGAUGAGAUUGAAUACAUCAUCUGCACCAACACUAAUGUAAAACAACUUCAGCAGCAGCAAGCAGAACUUGAAGUACAUCAAAGAGAUGGGCUGUCAUCCUAUGACUUAUCUCAGGUGCCUGUUCCAAGUAUACCAGCUAACGUUCAUGAAGGUGGCAAGUCUGUGGAGAAGCCUGAUGCUAUCUUCUCCCAAGAGAGAGAUCCUCGAUUUGCUGAGAUGUUUGCUGGAAUAACUGCUUCAGAUAAAAAGAUGAUGGCCUCAGCAUCCACAGCAGGAAACCAGCAGCUUUACUCACAGGGAAGCCCAUUUCAGCCAGGACAUUCAGGAAAGACUUUCAGUUCAUCUGUGGUACACGUGCCUGGUGUGAACGACAUCCAGUCUUCUUCAUCAACAGGCCAGAACCUAACCCAGAUAUCUCGCCAGCUAAAUCAGAGUCAGGUUGCCUGGACAGGAAAUCGUCCACCAUUUCCAGGACAGCAAAUUCCAUCUCAGUCUGGCAAGGCUCAGUCAUCUCCCUUUGGCAUUGGAACAAGUCACACCUACCCAGCUGAUCCAUCAUCUUACAGCCCCCUCUCCAGCCCAGCCACCUCUUCUCCAAGUGGGAAUGCCUACUCCAGCUUAGCAAACCGAAGUGCAGGAUUUGCUGAAGGUGGCCAGAGCAGCGGCCAGUUCCAGGGGAGACCUUCUGAAGUCUGGUCGCAGUGGCAGAGCCAACAUCACAACCAGCAGAGUGGUGACCAGCAUGCACACCCACAGCCCAGUCAGACUGAGGUGUUCCAGGACAUGCUGCCGAUGCCGGGAGAUCCAACACAGGGUACUGGCAACUACAACAUUGAAGAUUUUGCUGACCUGGGCAUGUUUCCACCAUUUUCUGAGUAGCUUGCGAAGCAGAAAUGGAAGUUCUUCUCCAAGGCCGUUUCAGUGUAAACUUGGCUCUGCUUUUUCUGUGUUGCUUUUCUGUAGAAGCUACUAAACCAGAAGACAAAUUUCUCGUGUUUCAGCUAGUGGUGUAGGGCUUGCUCUCUCCUCCCUGGGGUGCAUCAGUGCCAACAGAGGAGCUCCAGCACUUGUUAGUGUUCAUU